Messenger RNA from Closterium sp. Naga37s-1, 3849 nucleotides. The record is from the annotation of a GenBank genome assembly. NCBI's taxonomy places the organism in Eukaryota, Viridiplantae, Streptophyta, Zygnematophyceae, Desmidiales, Closteriaceae.
AUGGCCUCCCACUUAACUCUUAAUCUCUUCUGUCUCGCUCUCAAUCUCUCCGCCUGCCACAUCACCCCUCCCCCUGGCCGCGCUUUACCCGUUACUUUCCCCGGGUUUGGCCCGGGACUGGCGGGCGGCGCAUUCCCCUCCGCCGUGGCGGGUCCGCGCGCGUGCAGCGAGGCGGAGAAGGCGGAGGCGGUAGAAGCGCUGCUGGCGACGACUGAGGGGCUGCGCUUGUGGCGGGGGGAAGAUGCGCGGAUAUGUCCUUCACGAAUGCCUGACCCCUUCUCCCUCCCUCCUUCCCCUCUCCUUCCUCCUUCCCUCCCCCCCUCCUCCCACCCAGCACGAGUGUUAAGGGCGUGUGCUUACAGCCGCACCCCAUCUCCGUGUCUGCCCUCUCUCGCCCUUCCGUCCAGCUUCAGUUAUCUCAUAACCCGACCCGUUUCCCCAUUCCUCCCGCCUCUCCCCCACACCACCGCCCCCCACCCAGCACGAGCGCCAAAGGCGUGUGCUUUCAGCCGCAGCCCAUCUCUGUGUCUGCUCGUGGCGGCAGCAGCGGCGGGGGCAGCAGCGGGGACAGUUGGCGGCUUUAGGGAGGAGGUUGGGAGGGACGGAGAGGGCGAGGGAGGGAUGUGCGGGGAGAGGGAGGGAGGGAGAAUGGGGGGAAGGGAGGGAGGGGGAGGGGGAGGGGUGUUGCAUCGACCACUCCCAUCCAAACGAACAAAAACCAGCAGCAGCACCAGCAGCACCACCCCGUGUGGCAGUUUCCUCUCUCCUUCCUCCCCCUCCUCUUCGUCCUCCUCCCCGCCCCUGCCUCUCCUCCCGUGCUCGCCUCCCCGUCUCCUUCCUGCACUCCUAGACGCCAGCAUUUGCCUGCAGCUGAGCGCCACAGCAGAAGAUAACGCACGCAGCAAGCACAGGCGCGCAGACAGAGUGGAGAGAGCUGGAAGAGCUGCUGCUGCUGCUGCUGCUGCCUCCGCAGCACCCCUGUCUCGUUCCAUCCCACCUCUCCCCUCACCUCUCCUUUCACAUCUUUCCUCCCAUCUCCCCUUUUCUCUCCCCGCGCCUCUCCUCGCCCCUUUCCUCUCCUUCCCUCCCCUCUGGCCUUCUCACCAGGUCAACACAGGCAACUUCCAGCAGGCAAUCGACAUGUUCAGCACGAUGAUAAAAAAAGGGCACUUGGUGUCGGCAGCGCUGAUCGGCAGAGGCACGGCGUAUGCGCUGUGGGGCAAGCUCAAGACGGCCAUAGAGGACUACUCCAAGGCGAUAGAGGAGGAGCCGCGCAUGGCAGAGGCAUGGAGGAGGCGAGCGCAGGCACGCAUGGCAGAUGGACAGGCAGAAGAGGCUGUGAAGGACCUGAGCCGUGUGGUGGAGCUGGAACCGCACAACCUGCAGGCCUACAAUGAGCGAGCAAUGGCGCACCUGAGGGCGAAGGCGAACUGGGAUGCAGUGCGGGACAUCAAGUACGUGCUUCAGAAGGACCCAACCAACGCCUUUGCUAUCACCCACCUGGGCCAGGCAUAUUUAUCUGGCGGCGACUGCGACAUGGCAAUCGAGGCGUUCCAGAAAGCUUUGAAGCGCGACGGCAGCAACAGGGACGUGCUGCUGCAGCUGGCGCAGUCUCAGCGGGAGCUGGGGCGCGUGGAGGACGCAGAGAAGAGCUACCUCAAGGCGCUGAGGCUCGACCCGCGGCACCCGCAGGCGUACCGCGUGUACAGCCAGUUCAAGCAGGCCAUGGGGGACCACAGGACCGCGCUGUUAGUGGCGAGGCAUGGGCUCCAGCUGCUGCCAAACGACAUGGAUCUGCGCUACACUGAAGCCUCCUCCGUGCACGCACUCGGACUCUUCUCCGAAGCGGUGCAAUUGUAUGACAGCUUUCUUGGUAUCAAUUUCCCACCAGACGAGGAGAGGACCAAGCAAUUCCAGGCCUUCUACCAAAGGGAGCUGACGUGCUACCUGGCCAUGAGGAGGCACAAGCCCCUGCCAGCACUCAAGAUAGACGACGAGCUCAACCCCACCUUUAAGGAAGGGUGGAGUAAGCGCAUGCCCCCAAUGGUCCUCUUCCCCGGAUACGAAAUGCAGCCGGUGCUGCAGGUGGCCCGCCUCCCGCCCUCCGAGAACGCCGGUUACCGCCUAACCUUCUCGAAGCAGAUGCGCGCGUUGCUGCAAGCAGCGGAGAAGCUAGGGUCCCUGGUGAAAUACGACUGGCAGGGAUUCCUGCCCAACAAGAGACAGUACCGCAUGGCAGGGUUGGCAAUGAUGGACCUUCGAGACCUGGUGCGCCGCACAUGGGCAGUCAUGGCGGAGGAGAGAGACAGACGGGCUGCUGCUGCUGCUUCUGCUGGUGGUGGUCGGGGCGGUGAUGGGGGUGGUGCUGCUGCUGGUGGUAGUGGGAGCAGGAGGGGGCGGAGGAGGCAGCAGCGGCUGCAGCAGCUGCAGCAGCAGCAGCAGGAGCAGGAGGAGCAGCAGGGAGAGUCAGAGGGAGCAAAGCAGGAGGACAGGCAGGAGCAGAGGCAGCGCAGCAAGACGCAGGAUCGCAGGCGAAGAAACAACAAGCAGCAGCAAGAGAAGGAGGAGGAAGACGACGAGGAAGAGGACGAGGAGGAGCAGCAGGGGCGGCGGUCGCGGGGGCGCGAGAGGAGGGGUGGGGGGGGUGAGGCGGAGAAAGGGAAGGCGCAAGGGAAGACGCAAGGGAAGGCGGGGGAGACGAUCGGCGGGUGGAGGGAGAUCUAUGACCGUGUGGUGAAGUGGCGUCAGCUGGCUGAACCCAUUGACCCUGUGGUGUGGAUCGACAAACUCACAGCCAAGGAGUUUGAGGAGGGCUUUGGGUCCGUGACAGCCAUGCUGGUGGGGCAGAUGAAGAACAGCCGUUACUACUUCAUCUUUGAUCGAGCGCUGGACAUCAUGAAGGGGCGAAUGCUGGAUGAUGGCGUGUGGAACGGGCACAACAACCCCGUCGAAAUCACACCAGAGAUGAAAGCACAGAUCAAGGCGGCGAAGGACGCAGAGGAGCUGUGGAAAGUGAUAGGGGAGGACUACUGGGUGGUCACUCCUUGCUACAGCACCGCCACUCCUGGUUAUGUGAUGAACGGCACUCGCCUCACCAUGGUUCGCACCCCUACAUAUUACGACUUUGCCAUCAAGACACCCGGCACGCCUCCCCGUUGGAAGGAGUACGACCAUGAGAUGGAAGCUGCUUGGAAGGCGCUGUGUGCAGCAUACCUGGACACGGGGCUGAAGGAGAGCAACAUCACGGAGUAUCGCCAGCGCAUUCAGCGCGCCAUUCUCUCCCUCGCCUUUUACUGGUACAACUUCAUGCCUCUUGCACGCGGCACGGCCAUGGUGGGCUAUGUCACCAUGCUCGGGCUAUUCCUGGCAGCAGACAUGCAGGUCACAGCACACGUGCCCCGAGGACUCCAGGCGGAUUGGGAGGGCAUUCUCUCUCCACGCCUGGACUCUUUCAUAGGAGCUCUCUCCCCGUGGCUCAUCCCGUCCAUCGACUACACCUGCUCUGCGGUCAACAACCUCCCUUCUGUCCCCGUCACCGAGUCCCACCCAUCGCCGCACCAAUCACCUCAUACCUCCUCCCCUUCAUCUCUCUCUCGUCUUAUCCCCCCCCUUCCCCACCCCACCUCCUUCCCCCUCUCACUUUUCUUCUCUUCCUUCCCCCACCAUCCACACCCUUCCCCCCUCGUUAUCUCCCCUCCAGGCGGAUUGGGAGGGCAUUCUAUCGCCACGCCUGGACUCUUUCAUAGGAGCUCUCUCCCCGUGGCUCAUCCCGUCCAUCGACUACAACUGCUCUGCUCUCCACAAACUCCCCUCCGUCCCCGUCACCGAGUCCCUCCCGUCGCUUCUUGA